Penicillium argentinense is the source of this 384-nucleotide messenger RNA. RefSeq lists its product as uncharacterized. The record is from RefSeq and is a predicted model, not a curated record. Bases 1 to 384 code for a protein of 127 amino acids. The transcript is spliced from 2 exons. Lineage: Eukaryota; Fungi; Ascomycota; Eurotiomycetes; Eurotiales; Aspergillaceae.
AUGGUCGGCACAACUGUCGAUAAUAAUCCGCUUGAUCCCACCUCCGUUCAAAAGCGCACAUCGAUCGACGGGAACGAUGGGACUGAACAGAAGGAUUCCUCCGGGCGAAGAAUGAGUGAUUUGGAGGUUAUCAUCCAACGAAGCCAGAAUGUCGCACCCUCCUCCCAAUCUAUCUGUGCUGAGCUCGCCCACGAGCAUGCUGUUGAAGACCUUCACAAGGUCACCGAUCAUAUGUCGGAGGAGAAUAACCCAGCUAAAGGUACGACACUUCCCCCACAGGAUGCAAAUACUCAAGCUGUGAAUGAGCUAACAGAAUUGCGGAAAGGGCCUUUCUUUCCCCAGAUCUAUCCCCAGCACACCACCGAGCCAGACCUGGAAGACUAA